Molecule: messenger RNA, 405 nt
Organism: Purpureocillium takamizusanense
Lineage: Eukaryota; Fungi; Ascomycota; Sordariomycetes; Hypocreales; Ophiocordycipitaceae
Exons: 1
Coding region: 1-405 (134 amino acids)
Source: RefSeq, a predicted model, not a curated record
AUGCGACCAGACGUUAUGUGCCUGCCGCGGAAUCUGCAGAACGAUAGGUCCAGCGUGAAGCUGAUGGCCUGCAUGCUCACCACCCACACCCUCCUGCGCGUCAGACAACCCGCGGUACGGACCGCUCUUGCCAAUAUGCGAGAGCCUCUGGCAGGCAAAGUAUGGGUUGUUCCGAGUCGAAAAAAGGCUGAUUUCGAAAGACGCGGCUCGGAUAGGAACGUGCCGAAGCACACCGGGUCUGUGGUAGUUGAUGAAGGGCACGACAGGCCGUACUUGAGACAUGGCCUGGGGGCCAAACCGGGUGUUUCUACGAAGAGAAAGGAGAGCGCAGAGCGAGCACACCAGACGUGUGUGAUUAGGCAUGUCGGCGUCGAGGUGCCGCUGACCCUGGGUCUGGCUGGUUAG